AUGAGUGUAUCUUUAUGGCAUUCAAAGCAUCCCUUUCAACGACUCGAAGACGAAAACGACAACGAAAAUCAACUGCUUGGUGGAGGAGAACCAAGUCGUCCAAAAGGAGUGUCGGCUGCCCCACGUCUGGAUCUGAACUUGGAUCAAGCAUCAUGUCAUGCAGCCGACAAACAUAUCACUGGAUCCUUGUAUAUUGACACAACAGGUGUACCAUCAGCGGUUAAGGUGCUGCAUUUACGCGUGCAAGUCGUUGGCACUGCACGUAUCCAUGGCGACGACCCUACACAGCCUUUGAGCUAUGGUCUAUUUGACUACAAAAAUGACAUCAAGCUGUUAUCCAAGGGUAUACGCAUAGUCAAUAAACGAGCCGGCUAUAGCAAUGCAAAUGCAUCAGGUAGCAACUUGUCGAACGAGGAUAUCAUUAUUAUGCAACCUUGCCAAUCAUCAAGCGAUACUCAUGGUGGUAUACAUCAUCAACACCAAAAAAUGGAUCCAUUUUCCUCUACAAUCUCAUCAAUGGAUCAGUCAUCGGAUGCUGGUGGUGCUGCUACCAAUGAAAGCAAAUCUCAGCAGUCUCGUGCAAUUGACAACUUUAUUAUCGAUCUCGCGCUCGACAAAUACCCUUUAAAGCACAGCAGUGGCUCCCUGCUCGAGCAGCAGCAAGCUGAACUAUUAGUUGAAGACAAGGUUUAUAGUUUGCCGAUCGAUACAUUGCAACGUGUGCGGUUUGCGCUUCCUAUUCAACGUAAGCGCCCUCUCCCAGGAACGUUUGAUAAUCCUCAUUAUCCAAUCAGUUAUACGGUUGCUGCCGUGAUGAUCUACUGCACACAAGAUAACAACAGCGACAAGCGAUAUCUUUCCCACACCAUGACACCCGUUAUUUUUGAACCAUCACCUAUCACACCGCCGUUUGACGGGCAAAAAGGCGACAUCUUGAGGUGCUCCUCCAAUGAUUGUCAUUAUAUUAGUCAACGAAAAAUCGAGAGAAUUUUACUCGGCAUGCUUCAUAAGCAUCAAUACAGGUAUCGACAAGGACGACGAUGGAUACUUGUCCGGUUCCUAAGUGCUCUGAAAAGGUCAUCUACUAUCUUUAGCACGCCUUACGUAGCCUGUUCUUUGGAGCUUGAAAAUGAUCAAAUGGUAUUUCAACGUGGUCAACCCAUUCCAUUACGCGUACAUCUAGAAAGCCAUGGCUUUGCUCUCGAAGAAAUUGUCAUACGUGUCAAGAUACGACGUACCAUCCUGUUGACGUGUAAUGUGGGUGAACAAGGCGAGAGUGAUGUUGUGAGCAACAUCGAUUUGGCGUUUCCAUUGAAUGCUGGUGGUAAUAACAUCAUCAGUGGUGGUGAUGCAUCAUCUGCUGACUCUUCAGGACAAGAUUCAGCUUAUCUUGAAUCCAACCCGGAUGACGAUGCAUGCAACAACAGGAGUAAGCAACCAUCAUCAUUCGGCCAUAACGCAACCGACACCAAGGCUGUGUUUGACCUAUCAAAUGUACUCUUUAUCGGUGAAGAUUGGGCAUAUACGGUCAUACCGGAAAUGACAAGGCGCAUUUUUGAAUUGCAGUAUGAUCUCGAAACCAAAAUUUAUAUCAGAGGAUCCAAAUUGGAUGAUUCAACAACGCCUCGCGAGAAAGCUCAUACCACGAAAUAUUAUGUUGCAACGGAAGAUAGCCAUCGGAUACCCAGCAUGAAUGACAAGUCAUUGUACCAGCACACACUACGACCUACAUCAUUACCUCUCAUUGUCACUGGAUGCCAUAAUCGUACCCAUUAA
Lichtheimia ornata is the source of this 1776-nucleotide messenger RNA. RefSeq lists its product as uncharacterized. The transcript has a single exon. Lineage: Eukaryota; Fungi; Mucoromycota; Mucoromycetes; Mucorales; Lichtheimiaceae. Bases 1 to 1776 code for a protein of 591 amino acids. The record is from RefSeq and is a predicted model, not a curated record.